GCGAUAGCGCGCGCUGCAUGCUGACAUGAUUGUAGUCGUAGCACCGGCCCUGUAAUGCCUCGUUGCACAUUCCUGAUAUAGUCGCAAACUACUACGCUUUUCAUUCCAUCUUCCAGCAUGAAUAAGCAGCCAUUAUGAUAUCCUGAAGGUAUCAGGCAAGCCUGUAGACACAUCAAGGCUUUUUAGUUUUGAAAUCAGCGCAGCCAGGGCUGUCUGUUCGGCGGUGUGUGAUGAUGUUUUCCAGGCGGGGGAUAUUCAGGAAUUUACGGUACCUCCUCAUCUUCGUUGCCGCACUUUCCGUGACUGCACUGUUGUUCACCGUGGGUGACAUACGGAAUGUCUUUGGCAGAAAAUCUGAUUAUCGGUCACUGGGCUUCCACAUUAAUGGGGAACCAUCGAUUGGCGCAAAGCAUCAUGGGAACAAUAACAGCGACAGCAGGCAACCAUCCAGAAUGAGAACUCAGAUAGCGGUAGAUGUGCAUGAAUUGGGGCUAAAUCAACCAUUGACGAAGUGUCUCGCAUUGAAGGACAUACCUCAUCUAGUGAACGAUCGGCCGAUGAAUCUGACUGCUGGCAUACCGAUGCACGAGUUGGAAAGAACGAUCUUCCCUGAUCACCCAGAGCGAAUCCGAGAUGUAGUGUCCCGAGGCAACCGGGAGUUACUGAGUCUACUGUAUACCGCCGCCAACUCACCCCAGAUCAACGGCUCACUCAUUAUGGAGGGCUUGGCUUCGCUACAAGUCCGUAGCGGGGACUAUCAUUACCUACCUGGUGGACACUGGCGACCAGCUUCCUGUGUACCAACAUGGAAGGUCGCCAUUGUUGUUCCGUACAGAAACCGAACCGUUCAGUUGUCGAUAUUUUUGCGGUAUAUGAUUCCGUUUCUACAAAAACAGCAACUGGAGUUCGCCAUCUACAUAGUGAACCAGGAGAGUGAUAUUUCCUUCAACCGCGGAAUGCUGCUCAAUGUGGGUUUCCUAGAAGCGUUGAAUUUCUCUCACUGGGACUGUUUCGUCUUUCAUGAUGUGGACCACCUACCACAAAGCGAGUUUAACCCUUACGGGUGUGUGGAUCUACCGAGGCAUUUCAUUGGCGGGGCCGACAACCGGAACUACAAGGUACCCUACUCGACUUCUUUUGGCGGGGUCAACGGCUUCACCACCCCACAGUUCUGGCAGAUCAAUGGUUUCCCCAACGUCUACUGGGGUUGGUGUUGUGAGGAUGAUGAUCUAGAAGUGCGCGUACGCACAGCUCGCCUCAAGAAGACACGAUACGCGGGAACAGUGGGGUAUUACAAAGCCAUCAGGAUACAUCAUGACAAGAUCAAGAAGGGACUAGGAGAACUAGAAAAAACAAAUCGAGUGUUUCUCAAGACUUUGCGAAGUCGCUUAAAAACAGACGGGUUGAACAAUCUGAAGUAUGACACGCCCCAUCUGGAGCUGCAUGCAUUAUACACAAACAUCUCAGUGAACAUCAAGCAUUCUUAGUUCGGCAAGACUCUUUAGAACUGUUUUCUGUUUACAGUUGCAACAAUCAAUGUGUUGCUGUGUCAAUCGUAGGCGGGGUUAGUACUCAAAAGAGUCAUGCAUGAAUUCAUGGCGCUGGAGGAUUUUUUUAAGGGAAGUGAAGUCCGGAAACCAUUCCGUUACCAACUGUCGCAUGCGUAUUAUGGUCAUUGCAUACGGGGCCCACUAAUCAGCUUACUUAUCAUGUGACCUCACUUGACGAUAUUUAAAUGAGUUGAUACUUACGCUGCCGCACGUGGUUAUUUUUUGGGGGAACCCAAUUGGUUGAAGAAGGGCGCGUUUACAACCUGAUGCACGCAAAGCCUGCGUACACUUAACCUUUUUAUUCAUUUUAAAUUUAGAAAUUAAUUUUCUAAGGGUAUUAUUUUGUAACUAACUUACCAUUCUGUUUGUAUUUGAAGACACUGUAGGUGUGUCAAUGUCGUUGUAGGGGGUGGGGCGAUUGAGACCACGAUCAAGAAUGAAGAAUGUUUGGUUCAGUAUCAAAUAUUCCAAUCAAACAAGCGGCCAUUGCAUGGCCUCUUAAGAAGGCCUGCACUUCGAUUCUGGGGUGCUUGUGUAAAAUGAUAUCUCCCAUGUGGUUUUCGUGUCAAAGAAUGAAACAGUUCGGAUUCACUUGACCUGCAAUGGUUAUAGAUGAACGUCUUGAAGCUAGAUCACUCGUGCAAAUAUACUGAGCCUUAAAUGUUACUGAUAAGCAAUAGUAAAUCAAGGAUGCAAUAGGUAUUUUGCAACUUUAUUUUGCAAGUUCCUAAUGAUAAAACCAGACGUAAUUCUAAUGUAUAUUUUUGUAUUGUAUACUAUUUGUGCCUUGUCAGAUCAAAUCUAACUGCUGAAUUAAUUCUCUUGUAUAUACUAUGAAGUUAACAUUACAUCUGUAUAUCUGUUGGCGGCGUUUGUUGGUGAACAUUGUUUAAAAGAGUAAAUUAUACAAGUUCUUUUUAUACCCAAGUCUUUUGGUACCGGGUACCAUGAAAAAAAAAUACCUAGCAGGUGUGUGCCUAAAUUGGGCGUUCUCGACUACUUCGUUCUUAUCACGGAAUCGCCAUGUUGAAAUGAAACCGAGGCCACUAGCCAAGCAAAGAACAUCUCUCUCUGUAAAUGGUGGCCAAAGCUUGCCAGCCUCUUUUUUUUGCAAAUGCUGCACGUGAACCCUCGAGAACUGCGAGAUUUGGUAGGAAAACAGUGAAAACGAAACCGCUUCUUGAAAUCGUACCUUUGGUCAACAAGCUUCAUGCAGUUUUUCAUUUUAUUUUUAAAGAUGGCCUCCAAGAGGUUAAUGAUGCAAUCUUAAAAACUUUGAUUUUCAUCAUUAAAUUGAAUUUUAUGUGUAUUUGUGUGUAUUUAGAUUUUCCUUACUCUGCAAAUCUGUGCAAAUAUUCAUUGUUGAUUUUGAUUCUAAAAAAAAGUUAGCCCAUUUGUAAUGAUCUCUACAGCAAAGAUCAUUAUUGCACAUGCAGUCGGGGCGAGACUUAAAAGUUUAAGGCACUGUUCAAUGUAUAGCCAGAGUAAUUGAUCCAUUUUGGGAAUAAGCCCUAGCCCACCUCAGUCCUCCAAAAUCCUCCUGGUGGUUUUGAAGGAUUUUAGAGGAUUGAGGAUGAAUGGAGUUGAAGCACAUGAGGAUUUUGGAGGAUUGAGGAUGAAUGGUGCAUGUUUGAAGAAGAGGAGGAUUUUGGAGGAUUGAGGAUGAAUGCACUUGAGGGGCAGGACUGUCUUACGAUUUUGUAGGAUUGAGGUGCUGGGUAUCCUUCAUUUGGACAUAAGUGCACAAUUUUGGCGGAUUUUGGAGGAUUGAGGAUGAUUUUAAUUAUUCAGUAGUUAAGAUUCACGGAUAUGGAUUCCUGAAACGAGCAUAGGAUCAAAAAAACGUUUAUGAUCCAUAGGAAAACGUCUUUUUGUCAUGAAUUGAAAAUUUCCUAUUUUUUUCAUGUCUAACUCUUUUGGGUUUUUAUUGUUCUGGGUGUUACACUAUAGAUGGGAAAAUUAACUGAAAUAAACUGACUUUCCACUUCAUUAUUUUUGCUAACUAGGAUUUUAUUUCGAUCUUUUAUUUUGGUUUAGAGGUUUGAAUAAUUCUAUCAUUCCUUUUUAGUUUAUUUAUGUUGACAACGUUCAAAGAAUAAAAAAAAAGUAAAAAAUAAAUGGA
Molecule: messenger RNA, 3672 nt
Organism: Patiria miniata (bat star)
Lineage: Eukaryota; Metazoa; Echinodermata; Asteroidea; Valvatida; Asterinidae
Product: beta-1,4-galactosyltransferase 6-like
Exons: 8
Coding region: 231-1487 (418 amino acids)
Biological process (GO): carbohydrate metabolic process
Molecular function (GO): UDP-galactose:glucosylceramide beta-1,4-galactosyltransferase activity
Source: RefSeq, a predicted model, not a curated record